AUGUACACACACACACGCACAUGUGGAUAUACGCAAAUAUACACACAUACACCAUAUGCACACACGUACACAUAUACAUCACAUACAUACACAUACACACAUAUGCAUAUGCAGACAACAUAUAGACAUACACAUAAACCGUAUACACACAUGCAUGCACAUGUACUAUAUACAUAUACAUACGUACAUACACACAUACACAUACAUGGCAUACGGAUAAGUACAAAUACAGACAGAUACAACCACACACAUGCACAAAUGCACACACAUACACCAUACGCACACACACAUACCACAUACAUACACAUACAUAUGCAUACACAUACACAUUCAUUACAA
This is a messenger RNA of Loa loa (African eye worm), 339 nucleotides long. RefSeq lists its product as hypothetical. The annotation marks the transcript as partial. The transcript has a single exon. The record is from RefSeq and is a predicted model, not a curated record. NCBI's taxonomy places the organism in Eukaryota, Metazoa, Nematoda, Chromadorea, Rhabditida, Onchocercidae.